CGUGUUUGGAAAGGAAAACAAGAAAUAAAGUAAGCGAAAAUGUCGUCUAGGGAAAAACACGGACUUGUCAUGGGGGGCGUGUGCAUCGGGAGAAGACGUCGAGGUACAUUGGUCCUCCACUUGCGGUACUUAACUGGCAUACUGGUAAUUGCUCCGUGUAUGUUUUACUGCCAGUCAGUGACAAUGUAAACUGAAAUGGUGCGAUGUCGAUCUCGUUCGUUUUGGUGGUCCUGAGGCACACCAACCUUGGCGACAGCAGCCACCGCACUACUAGCCUUCUGCCUCCUGUGUUGUUUUUGUUCAAAGUCACCGCCAGUCUGUGUUUGCAAGACUCCAAAGCAAAUACACCAACGAACAAUGGCGACAGAGGAAAAGGCAGCGGCCGUUGUGCCGGCAAAGAAGGAAACUGAGCCGCAAACCUCCAAGCUUGCUUCUUUCUUUAGCUUUUUCCACGCUCUCUUCUAUGCGAACCCAACAUGGGUUGACUACUUGCUUCUCACAGUUGGAACCAUCACGGGUGCUGCUGCCGGUACCCCGUUUCCAUUGAUGGGAAUCUUGUUCGGUCAACUCGUCGACAACCUCAACACUGCGUCGUGCACGACUGAAGCCGCUACUGUCGAUCCCCAAGCCCUUCAGGCCGAAAUCAACGACAAGAUUCUCAAACUUGUCUACAUUGCCAUCGCCUGUAUCAUCCUCAUAUACACUUACCUCGUCUGCUGGAGCAUCUUUAGCCGACGCCUAGAAGCCCGACUCCGCGACCGCUAUUUCCAGAAGCUGCUGCGUCAAGAUGCUACUUUCUUUGACAAGCGCCAGGCUGGUGAGCUGACGUCUCGUAUGAAUGCUGAUAUCCAGGCGGUUCAGUCGGCUACAGGCGAAAAGGUUGGUAUUUGCCUUGCAUGCACUGGCUUCUUCUUGACGGGUUACAUUGUUGCGUUUAUCAAGAAUGCGAAGCUCGCUGCUAUGCUACUAUCGCUGAUCCCUGCAUUUAUGGGCAUGGCCAUGAUUGGAAGUACGUAUACUGCAAAGUUUUCGACGUCUAUGUCGGAUGCAAUCUCGUCGGCUUCAUCUAUCGCUCAGGAAACACUCUCCCAUAUUGCCGUCGUCCAGGCAUUUGGCGCAGGUCCAAGGCUCGAGCGCAAGUUUGCCGCCAUGAUGGCUGUGGCCCAGCGAGAAGGUAUCAAGAAGGCGUGGACAGCUGCCAUACAAGCUGGAAUGUUGUACUUUAUUGCCUAUUCAGCAAAUGCAUUGGCCUUUUGGCAAGGUAGCAGACAGAUUGUCAGCUCUUUGCUCGGCGAAACGGACGUGACCAUUGGUCAGAUUUACACCGUCGUGUUUCUCUUAGUGGACUCUUGUGUUGUCCUUGGAUACAUCGCACCCCUUUUGCCGAUUAUUACUGCUGGCACUGCGUCUUUCCAAAAACUACGAGCCGAUAUCGACGCUCCAUCAGCGAUCGAUCCCGGCUCUGAAGACGGUGAACAUCUCCCAACAACAAUUCAAGGCGGUCUCUCAUUCCAAAAUAUUUCGUUUGCAUACAUCUCUCGCCCCGAUAAGCCUGUUCUAAACGACGUCUCCUUUGAAUGCCCAGCUGGAAAGUAUACGGCUCUCGUUGGGUUGUCUGGCAGUGGCAAGUCCACCAUUGCAGGGCUAGCCUCUAGAAUAUAUGACCCUACCCAAGGCACCGUCGCCAUUGACGGUCACAAUCUCACAGGCCUCAAUGUUAAGAACCUCCGCAGCUUCAUGAGUCUCGUUCAGCAAGAGCCAUCGCUGCUCGACCGUUCCAUUCUUGAGAAUAUUGCCCUUGGUUUACUCAACUCACCUUGGGAGCAGCAUCAGCGAUUCCAGUCCCUCAUUCUAAGCCCUGCCCUUGCUGAAAUCGCCGCUCAGGUGCGCGAUGGAAAGGAGUUUCACGCGACAGCCGCAUCUCAUAGCCCAGAAGCUGCUGAACUUGUUCGACUUGUUAAGGAUGCUGCUGGUUUGGCUGAUGCUGCUAGUUUUAUUGAACGACUCGACUGCGGAUAUGGAACAGGUGUUGGAAUUGGUGGCAAGCUCGUCAGUGGUGGCCAGCGUCAGCGCAUUGCCCUUGCUCGUGCUCUUAUCCGCGACCCCAAGAUUCUUAUUCUCGACGAAGCAACUGCAUCCCUCGACUCGGCUAGUGAGAAGCGUAUCCAGCGGGCCGUUGAAUCCAUUGCAGUAAACAGAACAGUCAUCGCCAUAGCUCAUCGUCUGUCCACUAUCAAGAAUGCAGACAACAUCAUUGUUAUGAACGCAGGCAAAAUUAUUGAACAAGGCACCCACACCGAAUUGAUGGCCAAGAACGGAUCCUACGCCGGAAUGGUCCGACUUCAGAAUAUUGAAGCUGAGCGCAACGACGAUACAACGUCUACCGCCAGCACCGUCCGUGUUGACCGUCAAUCCACCACUGAGAAGGAUUCCAUUGUCGAUGAAAAGAUUAGCAAGGCCACGGCAACUCCUAUUGAAAAGGUGGAGGCUCAGGAAACCGAAAGCACACCUGAUACACCCAACGAUGCCGAGCUUGAUGCUGCAAAGCCUGCUUCUGCGGUCGUCAAGCGCAUCUUGGGCUUGAUGCGCCCUCAACUUAUGUAUUUCGUGACAGCUAUCAUUGCUGGUAUCAUUGUUGGAUGCACAUUUUCUGCUGCUGGUGUUGUCUUUGGGUACACUAUUGGAAGCAUCAACCCAUGCCACCCAAUCAGCGAGAUCCUUUGGGCUGGUUCAUUCUACGGCGGCAUGUAUUUCCUCUUAGCAGUCGUUGAGCUUCUUGCAAACUCUGCCAGUUGGUCCGGCUUUGGAUAUGUCGCAGAAAAGAUGCUUUACAAAAUGCGAGUUCUGACAUUCCGAUCUCUUUACACUCAGAGUCUCGACUGGCACCAAGCCAGUGGGAGAACAUCCGCAUCGCUCCUCAGCGUCGUCACUGCUGACACCGCUGCUGUCGGUGGUUUUAGCGGCUCCAUUGCUGGUACAAUUUUCUCCAUUAUUGUCAACUUCCUGGUGGCCAUUAUCCUGUGCCAUAUUGUGGCUUGGAAAAUUGCCAUUGUCUGCCUUGUCAUUGUUCCCCUUCUCUUCGGUGCGGGUAUCAUGCAGGUCCGUUCUCUCUCUCAGUUUGAGCGUAAGCAUUCUAGUGCUUUCUCCAAUGCUGUUGGUAUUACUGUGGAAGCCAUCAACUCCUUUAAGACAGUUUCUUCUCUCUCUAUUGAAGAAGAAAUCCUCGCGACUUAUCGCCGAGCACUAUCUGGGCCCCAGAAAGAGAUGAACCUGUUUAGCGCGUACUCCAACUUUUGGUUAGCCAUCUCAAGCAGCAUCGGACAUUUGAUUUAUGCCUUCGCAUACUGGUGGGGAUCAUCUCGGAUCAAUGCUGGAGAGUACAACCAGACACAGUUCUUCAUUGUCCUCAUAUCCAUGCUCGUCAGCGCCCAACUAUGGGGCAACAUGUUCUCGCUGGCGCCAGAGGUUUCUCGCGCAAAGGCCGCUGCGUCUCGUAUUCUCAGCUUGAUGGACCUCAACACAAACCAUGAGAUUGAUGAGAACAGUGGCGAUGUUGAAGCCGCCGCUACUAGAGUCUCCCAGACAAGCGGCUCACCAAAGGGGUCUACCAUAACAUUCCGCGAUAUUUCAUUCGCAUACCCAGCUCGCCCUCACAUCUCUAUUCUCAACAACAUGUCGUUUACUAUUCCUGCAGGGCAAUUUGUUGGAUUGGUUGGCCCAUCUGGAGCCGGCAAGUCCACCAUCAUGUCUCUGGUGCAGCGCAUGUAUCGUCCUACGGGCGGUGUAGUCGAGAUCGACGGCGUUGAUAUCUGCGCUAGAGAUGGUACCGACUUCCGUGAUGAUAUUGCCGUUGUUCCACAAGACUGCGCCUUGUUCGAAGGCACCAUCAAAUUCAACGUCGGCUUGGGAGCCAGACCUGGCCAAGCUGCUAGCUAUGAAGAAAUUGAGGCUGCUUGCCGUCUCGCCAAUAUUCACGAUACUAUUUCAUCUCUACCAGACGGUUAUGAGACCGAAUGUGGUCCUAAUGGAUCGCGUCUCUCUGGCGGCCAGCGCCAACGCCUCGCCAUUGCUCGUGCUCUUGUGCGUCAACCACGACUGUUGCUGCUAGACGAGAGUACCAGUGCCUUGGAUGCAGAGAGCGAACGUGCGCUGCAAGAAGGACUGGAGAGAGCUUCUAGAGGAAUCACCGUCAUCGCCAUCACACAUCGUCUUCAUACUGUACGCAAGGCAGAUGUCAUCUUUGUUGUGGAGGGCGGCAAGGUAGUGGACAAGGGUAAACACGAAGAGUUAGUAGAGAGGAGUGAGUCGUAUAGAAUUAAUGCAUUGCAACAGAUGCUGGAUUAGUUGAAAAGCAUUGGUUAUAAUAGUUAUUAGAAGAUAGAUUGUAUAAUAUCAGAGGUUUUCCUUUACCCCCAUUACUUCGUAUCUUGCCACCUGUCGCCAGCUGGCAGACGACUGUCAACUUUUUCAUACCUCAGGCAACUUCCACUGUAGUAUCUAUGAAUAAGUAGCGAUUCACCAUAUAUCCUGCUGCUAUUAUUGCAGCCCAACGUUAACCCUCACGCGACCAUGGCUUCCACGUUACGCUCAGUGCGGAGAAGCCAGCAAAUUUUC
Molecule: messenger RNA, 4614 nt
Organism: [Torrubiella] hemipterigena
Lineage: Eukaryota; Fungi; Ascomycota; Sordariomycetes; Hypocreales; Clavicipitaceae
Source: the annotation of a GenBank genome assembly